Messenger RNA from Sitodiplosis mosellana (orange wheat blossom midge), 6430 nucleotides. RefSeq names its product probable helicase with zinc finger domain (gene Helz). NCBI's taxonomy places the organism in Eukaryota, Metazoa, Arthropoda, Insecta, Diptera, Cecidomyiidae. Gene Ontology annotation, molecular function: helicase activity; metal ion binding. Bases 612 to 5813 code for a protein of 1733 amino acids. The record is from RefSeq and is a predicted model, not a curated record. Gene Ontology annotation, biological process: regulatory ncRNA-mediated post-transcriptional gene silencing. Gene Ontology annotation, cellular component: cytosol; P granule. The transcript has 12 exons.
AGCCAAAGCAAUGAUACUUAUUAUCUAAAUGGAAUAUUAGAAGGAAGAAAAAGUACGCGAAAAAGGUCUCCACAUAUGGAAAAGUUUUGAUUGCUAGUGGCUGCCAUUGUUGUUGACUGGUUUUUGAGAGUAGCAGAGUGUGUAUCGUAUCGUUGGACGUUUGUCUAGGGUGCGAGUGUAUUUGUGGAUUGCUUUGUAUUUCUUAUAUAUAUCGAACAUGUAUGUUCCUGUCUAUGUGGAGGUUUAUGUAUGCUUUUGGUAAUAUUGUUUGUAGAAUAAAAUUAUAAAUGUCAAAUAAUCGCGUAAAUUUUGCUUAAGUAAAUAGCAGAUAAAAUAUGCAAUUUUUAAAAUUUAAUAUUACGGAACAUCAUCAAUCAACAAUCAACAAAUCAAAAACAUCAACGACCAACAAAAGUACCAUUAUAACUUUGAUGGUUCUUUUUUGGCCAAUUCAUUGACAUAAGUAAACAAAGUGUAGCAACAAAUUUUCUCUUCACACACACACACACACACACACACACACACGCAUACAUAACAACAACAGCAACAGCGGCCGCCAGCACUAAAAUUUACAUACGACCAAUAGGAUUAGAUUAAUUUAAAUUUUACCGAUGGAUAGUAAUCAACUGAAGAAUCAGAUUGAACAGGUUGCCAAUUUAUCGAUAAACAGUGAUGAUGGCAAUGAUAAAAACAGAACUGGUAAAAUUAUUACAUGUACAUAUUGUGCGCUCACAUUUCGGACCCGGGCCGAUCUACGGCAACAUUGUCAGACGGAGACGCAUCAGACUGUUAUCAUGUCCGAUGAAGGGCGUGAUUGGAAAUGCAGAGCACCCCCCAGAGGGUACGCCGCAGACACGUAUACCCUAUGUGAAAACUUCAUGGAUAAUGCAUCCUGUCACUAUGGAAAUCAAUGCGUAGAAGCACAUGGUAAUGAAGAACUGCAUGAGUGGCAGGAGCGUUUCGAAUAUCGAAAAAUGCGAAUGCAACGGGCUUGCGAGAAAGAACUAUUCGGCAAAAGUUUUACAGAACAACUCCUGGAAAAAUGGGUGUCGGCAUCCACUCCUGAUAGAAUAAUGAAAGAAAAAAUCGAUGGUGUAGAGGAAACCGUUUCAAAUGACCUAGUGACAACAGUAUCGUCGAAGGUGUCGAAACGUGAAUGGACAUUCGUUCUGAAAACGAAACGUAUGCUGAAAGCAGUUGCCCUUCUACAGGAUGCUCAUCGUAACCACUUCAUGUUGAAGCAAGUGUUUCCAGCCGAACCUCGACCAGCGAAACGUGGACAGUCGUAUGGGAAUAAGGUAGUCGAGGCGGAACUUUUAAGUGACCAAGAAUGGGUUGCGCCAAAUGUAGACGAACGAUAUUCAGAAACACCAAAUGAAAGAAGUCCAGUCCUGGAGCAUAGGGUCAAAGUAGUCUUUUCAACCGAUAUAUACGGAACGUUUCGUCAAUCAGUAGUCUUUGACUUUUGCACUGAGCCCGUAUUAGUGAAGCAUUUUUGCGUUGAUGUGAUACCGGUAACCGAUGCGGAUAAAAUCCAAGGAAUUAAAAAAGAAAUGGUCGUUUCUGCAUCGCAACGAUGGGACGAAACAAAUGUCCAAAUCGUUUCGUAUACAAUACCAUCAGUUGCACACCAACAACCGACCGCCUCAGCAAAAUUAGACGAAGAACGUGAAAAAGAACUACUACAAAGAUAUCCGUGUCCGCGAGCAUCAACCUUUACACUAACUCAAUCAACAAUUACUGAAAAACGAAUGACAAAAAAUAACUAUCGGUCGCGAAUGCACGAACUGCUGUAUGUGGAAGAAAUUGCGCGCUACGAUCAAGUCGCCCGAUACAAUCUAACGACAAAAUUACAAAUUACUUCAACGUAUUUACUCUCGCCAAGUGGCAUGGCCACUAGCACAGCCAAGUAUUCGCAUUCGGGCGAACUGUUUGCGCUGCUGGCAUUAGGGAAAGAUGUGUCGGAGGAUACGUCAGCGGGUCGACUGAUUUUGAAUAAUUGCACAAGUGUUUAUAUAUCAGAUGCUGGCCUCGUUUCGAAUGACAAUGAAAAACGAAAAGUCUACGAGGCACUGAUUGAAGACAAAGGCAAAUCAAUGAUCUAUUUGAAGCUCUCGGCGCAAUGUGUUAGCGAUUUGGGCUUGACAGCGAAUACAGACUUCUUAUCCGACAUUCAAUUUCAAUUGAACCGCCUCACAUACUGUGAAUGGCAUCAUGCGAUCGAUAAAAUCGUCGACUAUCGAAUGAUCUUUCCCGAAACUUUUCUAGAACCAAGUAUACCGUGGACACCGAAGAAACAAUGGUCCGAAAACUUAGAUCCCAAACUGAAUUCAAAGCAAAAAGAAGCCGUACUGGCCAUUACUGCAGUUUCAAAUGCUGGACUGCCACCGAUACUGUUGAUUGGUCCAUUUGGCACUGGAAAAACAUUUACAUUGGCUAGCUCGAUACAACAAUUGCUCCUGCAGACCGAUACUCGCAUCCUGAUUUGUACACAUUCAAAUUCUGCAGCCGAUUUAUAUAUCAAAGAUUACCUGCAUCCGUGGGUCGAAGAGGGAAACACAGAAGCAACACCGCUACGUGUAUAUUACCACAAGCGUUGGGUUGCUACUGUUAAUAGCACAGUUUUAAAGUAUUGUCUUGUUGAUCUCAAUGGUUCGGUUCGAGUGUUUCGGCGACCAACUAAGGAGGAUCUAUUGAAGCAUCGAAUCGUUGUAGUGACUUUGAAUAUUUCUAUGGAGUUGGCAUCAUUGGAUUUGCCGAAGGGCCAUUUUACACAUAUUCUGCUCGAUGAAGCCGCACAAGCGAUGGAAUGUGAGGCCAUCAUGCCGUUAGCAUUGGCUGAUGUCAACACACGCAUCGUACUAGCCGGUGAUCACAUGCAAAUGAGCCCAGAGCUAUUCUCUAAUUUUGCCAAGGAGCGUCGAUUGCACAUUUCACUACUGGAACGACUGUAUGACCAUUAUCCAGUUGAUUUUCCGUGCAAAAUUUUGCUAUGUGAAAAUUACCGUGCCCAUGAGGCAAUCAUCAAAUUUACAUCAGAGCUCUUUUAUGACCAAAAGCUGAUCGCAUCUGGUAAGCAGCCACGACAUGAGAAAUUCUUCCCGCUCACAUUUUUCACCACACGAGGUGAAGAUGUACAGGAUAAAAACUCAACGGCAUUCUAUAACAAUUCGGAAGUGUACGAAGUUGUUGAACGUGUACAAGACCUACGGAAACAAUGGCCAGUAUCUUGGGGUAAAAUGAGCGACCAAUCCAUUGGCAUAAUGACACCGUACGCUGAUCAAGUGUUUCGAAUUCGCUCGGAAUUGCGUAAGCGAAAAAUGGGAGGCAUAUCUGUGGAACGUGUUCUAAAUGUGCAAGGCAAACAAUUUCGGGCGAUAUUCUUAUCUACAGUGAGAACACGUCGAACAUUGCCCAGUUCGGGUAAUCUAAACUCAAGUAGUCAAACCGAAGACAUGGACUAUGGAUUUUUGAGUAAUUCAAAAUUGUUGAACACCGCUAUUACUCGAGCGCAAAGUCUUGUGGCUGUUGUUGGAGAUCCGGUGGCCUUGUGCUCAGUUGGACGAUGUAGAAAAGUAUGGGAGCGAUUUAUUGAGAUCUGUAAUCAAAAUAAAAGCUUAUUCGGUAUUACAUGGUCACUUUUGCGAUCUCAAUUGGACGGUGUCGAACUGAAAAAGACGUUCGUAUUGAAUCCUUUAGCGCCCGAAUUUAUUCCACGUGCACUACAAGCUGAAACGUAUCUGAGAGAACAACAAAUGCAUGCACAGCAGCAACAAGUAUACCCUCCACAUGUCCUGCCGCCUGGCAUGUCACACAUUGGUUAUUCUACACAAACAAUGCUUAAUUCACAGCCUCGGGUGGAAAAUGAUCCGUCGAUGCAACACAAUUAUAAGCAUCGAUUUGGUGGAAUGCAAACACAACCCGCUGUACCAUCAAAAGUGACCAACAAACAUCCGCCGUUCUUUUAUCAAAAUCAACACCAUCAAAUGAUACGGAACCAAGCAAUGCCGCAGCCGGCACUCAACUAUACGGCCAAUAAUCAACCGAAUUUCUGGGCACCACCCUUCAACAGUAACCAGAAUAUGUGGCCAAAGCCAAACCAUGCAAUUCGAACGGAAAAUACCAAUUUCCCUCGUGCACCACAACCGCAGCCGCCACAACCACAGCAGCAACCAUUAAACUUGAACAUGUCAUUGAUUACACGGCAACAAGCCACUAGUGGAUCACAACAUUUGCAUCAUAACUCGAUUCCAUACAUGCAAGGUAGUAAGCAACAAUCUCCUGGAAUAUACGGCGCAAACGUUCAAAAUCAUAUGCGAAAUAUCAAUACUAUGUCGAAUCCAUCGCAAUUGGCCACGCAAACUCCUCAACCGCAUGGUCAACAAGAAAUGAGUGUGUCGCCUUUGACUAGUGAUAUUAUGGCAUCAAUAACGCAGCGUGCUAACCAAUUACAUCAACAGAAUUUAUACAAAACCUCUCCCAUGCAACCUCUUCACCCUCCACAGCAGGUGCCGGCUAACAACAAAUUCCCCUUUUUCAUGGACAGCAAAAAUCAUCAUGCAAUAGACCCUCAGCAAAUGUUACAACACUCCCAGCCCAUGCCAAAUAUGAACCAACAUCAUUUAGCUGCCCCAAAGUCACAACACGUAACAUUGAUGAAUCAGAAUCAGCAAAAAAUGCUUCCAGUACACCAACAACAGCUCCAGACACCAAACAUUCCAGACUUCUCAAACCUAUUGCCAUCCAAUAUGAGCUUUUACGACAUGGCUGCAGAAUCAAAGGAUAAUCAAUUCAAAUGGUUCGUGAAAUUAAGUGAAACGCAAGGACUGGAGGCAGCAAAUAAAUAUGCCGAAAUUUUGAGUCAAAUUCCGUUGCACUUGGAAUCAGUUAUGUCGAAGCCGCCAAUAGCAUUGAAUACACCAUCAAUACAGAAUGUAGACCUUUUGUUCGAGAAUCUUGUGAAUGGACCGGCACCAACGUUAGGAAGUUUGCUCGCCAAAAAAGACCAUCCGCCGAAUGACACACCAUUUUUAGGAGGACACUUGCCAUCACUUUCGAAUCGAAAUGGUGGCGAUCAUUCGUCUAUUGCGAGUCUAAAUGAUCUAAUUAGCGCACGGCAAAAUGAUUUGGGAAUGCAAGCAAAAAAUUCUAUACAAAAUACGCCUGUACCACAACAGCCAAACUUCCAGCAUCAACAUCAACAGCAACAACAGCAACAACAGCAGCAACAGCAGCAACAACAACAACAGCAACAGUCUAUCCCUCUGUAUCAACGUCAAGCAGGUGCCAGUUUCAAUGUACAAUCUAACAAUAUGCAAAUGCCAAUGAUGACACCUGGAAAUGAUAUCAACGAUCAUAAUCUGUUUGAGAAUUUAUUCAAUCACAAUGGUAGCCUCGGUCAAAGUCAUAUUUCAAAUGAUUUGCAUGGAAAUACACAACAUUUUCAAGGCUUACCACAACUCCCAGCUCAUCAAACAUUUGUCAACCCUGUAAAGUCGCUAUCCAAUUCGGUGAACAUGACACAAAAUAUGCACUCAAAUUCAAACCAAAAUAUCAUUUCGAUUAACCAUUUGGCACAUUCGCAAAAUGCGAAUGACCAGUGUAAACGGAAUGAAGAUGAACACAAUGCCCGGCCAACUAAUUCAACUACAACCUAUGCCAGUGUGUUGUCACAAGGCGCUUCAAACCAACAAUCAAAUCAAAAUCAUUCACACAACAAACAACAACAACAGAAAAACGAAGAGAAAGAUCCAUUUGCAGCGAUACGAGAACUGGGCCAACGCAGCAAUGGCUUAUAUAAUUAUUUUCAAUAAAACCACAAACAAACGAAAAACCUUUUUCACGGCAAUCUUUAAUAAUCCCCACUAUUGAAAUAAUAGAACUUUAUAAUACAACAAUAUUCAUAAUGUAAAAAGUUGUAACUAUGUUUAGAAGAAAAAAUGAGAAAAAAAUUUAAAAAAAUCCCAAGAAAAUGGCAAAACAAAAAUGAAAAAAUUAAAAAAUGAAAAAAAGUUAUCAAGCAAAACUUAAAAAAUUAUUUUUUAGCUUAACGUAAGAACACACAUAGAGAUGUAGAUAUAGUAAUGCAAAAAAAAUCACCCAUCUAAUUUCAAUCUAGAUUCAGCAUGUAUGUUAACAAAUUUUUAAAAAAAUAAUCAAAUGGAUACUAAUGUUGAUUUUGUACAUGUCUUGCUGGAACUCUUCUAAACUCAUGGUAGAACAUUUGUUCGAUCAGAGCUUGCAAGACCAACAACAUAAAAAAAAUUAGUUCCGAUUUGUAGUUUUUCGGUAAAUCUGUUCUUUUUGAUGUCUUAAACAAAUGGAACAUUUGGAAUAAAUUUGUAUAAAAUUAUUGGUAAAAAAAUAUAAUAAAAAUAAAAGAAUAAAUAAAAAUAUCUUAGUAUAGAAUAAGGAAAAAAGGAAUAACAAA